Salvelinus fontinalis (brook trout) is the source of this 4731-nucleotide messenger RNA. RefSeq names its product rap guanine nucleotide exchange factor 4-like. The transcript has 27 exons. The record is from RefSeq and is a predicted model, not a curated record. Gene Ontology annotation, molecular function: guanyl-nucleotide exchange factor activity. Lineage: Eukaryota; Metazoa; Chordata; Actinopteri; Salmoniformes; Salmonidae. Gene Ontology annotation, biological process: positive regulation of GTPase activity; Ras protein signal transduction. Gene Ontology annotation, cellular component: plasma membrane. The coding region runs from base 1436 to 3967 and encodes 843 amino acids.
AUACAAGUCAAUAUUCAACGGCCGUCGAUGUCUGAGGACGUUGGGAGAUGACGUGGAAACCGGCCACUAGGGGCAAUAGUGAGCACUGCUUACUUCAGGUAGGUUUCAGUUUCGCUAGUGUGUUGCUUACCCCCAUCCACCAUCCCUGUCAACAUCUACCUCUGAUUGCAAAUGUUGCAACUUCAAUUUCAGCGAUAAAACAGAAAUACCCCAAAACCUUCUAAGCCUAUCCCUAACCUUUACCCUUAAGAGUUAAUGCCUAACCUUAAAAUGUGGAAUUAAUGCCUACACUUGACCUUAAACACUUCAAAAUGUUAUGUUUUCAACAACUUUGACAUUUUACGUUUGAGAAACAUGGAUGAAUGUCUAUUUCUGAGAUGAGACUGUGAGAGCUAGUUGAGGGGCCCAGGGACAUUGGCUGGACAGGGCCACCACUUUUAACAGACAUACUAUUUAUCUCAACCCCACACAGUCAUCACAAAGUGUGUCAUCACCUGUCUUGUGGAAUAAGAGAAGGAGGCAGAGAAAGGGUUAUUCAUUUUUAAACAUUACUUUAUGAUCAAUUUAAACAUUCUUUGAUUAAUUUCUUACAGUACCUUUAUAGUCAGCUAUUCAUCUUGUAGCACGUUUCUUAGAUAUUACAUACUACAAUGGUCCUUGCGUAAUAAUUACAAUCCCAAAGAAGCUAAAAUGGUACUAUUAUCUGAAACAAACGCUGCAUGUGCAACGAGUGCGCUGAGAGUUGGGAAGCAAGUACAGGGAGUGAGUGUUUUAAUAAAUGAACUAAACAACAAACACGAAACACAAACAACGCACCGACAUGAAACAGAGUCAAUAACACCUGAGGAAUGAACCAAGGGGAGUGACAGAUGUAGGGAAGAUAAUCAAGGAGGUGAUGGAGUCCAGGUGAGUGUCAUGAGGCGCUUGUGCGCGAGACGAUGGUGACAGGUGUGCGGGAUAAUCAGCAGCCUGAUGACCUAGAGGCCGGAGAGGGAGUAUACGUGACAGUAUGUCUGUCUGUCUCUGUUCAGUGUAAACAAUAUUGAGCUCUAUUCAUUAUUGAUGAUAAUGUUGUCUGGUGCUUGUGCCUUGAGACUUUGUCUCUUUCUCACACACACUCUCACAUUCCAUCUUUCUCUGCUCUCUAUAUACACUCCUCUCUCUACGUUGUUCAAUCUAGCUCUUCUCGCUCUCUCUCGCUUUCGCUCGUUGAAAAGCUCUGAUUGCCGUGGCAACCUCUGUGUGUGAGUACUGGAGGGCUGUUUCAAAGAGGACUGAGUGUGUGUGCGACAGAGAGAGAGGAGACCUCUGGGGUAGUACUGAGGAUGCUGCUGGCUUCCUGGUUGUGUGUGUGGAUUACAGGAGCAGAGAGCAUCUCUUAGGGGUCCUUCCCAGACGUAGAGUGUAGAGAAGACCCUGGAAGUACCGUCAGUGUAUGGCUGGACUUCUGGCCCCUCCCUAUGGCGCCAUGGAAACUGGAUCCAACAAUGACAACAAAGACAGUCUAGGUUCAGAUCCUCUCAACUUCAUGAACAACAUCCUCAACAAGGUUCCAUCAGAGAAGCUGCAGCGAGGGGGGAAGGUGAUGCGGAACGCCAUCCUCUCCAGAGCUCCUCACAUGAUCAGAGACAGGAAGUACCACCUCAAGACAUACAGGUGUUUGCAGUGUUGUGUAGGUACAGAGCUGGUAGAGUGGCUGGUGCAGCAGAGUACCUGUGUACAUACUCGCUCUCACGCUGUGGGGAUGUGGCAGGUUCUGCUGGAGGAGGGAGUCCUGAACCAUGUGGACCAGGAGCUGGGUUUCCAGGACAAGUACCUGUUCUAUCGUUUCCUUGACGAUGAGGAGGAGCACACCCCAUUGCCUAGCGAGGAGGAGAAGAGGGAGAGUGAGGAAGAGCUGCCUGACACAAUCCUCUUCCUCACCCAGAUGGGACCUGAUGCCCUGCUGCGCAUGAUCCUCCGCAAACCUCCUGGUCAGAGGACGGGUGAUGAUCUGGAGAUCAUCUAUGAUGAGCUACUUCACGUCAAGGCCUUAUCCCACCUCUCCAACACUGUGAAGAGGGAGCUGGCGAGUGUUCUCGUCUUCGAGUCUCACGCCAAAGUAGGAACCGUGUUGUUUAACCAGGGAGAAGAGGGAACAUCCUGGUACAUCAUCCAGAAGGGCUCUGUCAAUGUGGUCAUCUACGGCAAGGGUGUGGUGUGUACCCUGCAUGAGGGGGAUGACUUUGGGAAGCUGGCGUUGGUGACUGAUUCUCCUCGAGCUGCCUCCAUCGUCCUCAGAGAAGACAACUGUCACUUCCUCCGAGUGGACAAAGAAGACUUCAACAGGAUACUCAGGGACGUGGAGGCAAAUACAGUGCGUUUGAAGGAACAUGAGCAGGCUGUUCUGGUCUUGGAGAAGAGUCCCAGAGCCUCCAGUCUGGGAAAUAUCAGGUACACUGUGUUGUCUGGAACCCCUGAGAAGAUCCUUGACCACUUCCUGGAGACUAUGAGGAUGGAUACACACCACUCUGACCCAAACCCUGCGGUAGAUGACUUUGUCCUCAUGCACUGUGUCUUCAUGCCUAACAGCCAGUUCUGCCAGCUACUCAUGGCACACUACCAUGCGGUGGCUCCCCCAGGCUCGGAGCAGGAGAGGUUGGAGUACGCUGUGACCUGUAAGAGACGAGUCCUCAAUCUGGCCCUGCGCUGGGCUGCAGUACACACACAUCACUUACAGGAGGAGCCAGCAGCACUCAUAUUCCUGGAGGAGCUGUAUGGGAGUGUGUCCAAUGACUCACGGAUCCUCAGAGCUCUGAAAGACUUUGUACCUGACUUGGAAAAGGUCGUCAAACUACAUUCAGAAGAGGCUAAAGUGAAAAAGCAGAAGGUCCUCACACAGUUCAGCAAUGGAGACGAGAAACUAGUGAAGACACAACCCAUCAGGAACUGUGACGACAUCCUGUUGAAGGUGUACUGCAGUGACCACACCUACACCACCAUCCGGGUUGCCGUAGCGGCCACAGGGAGUGAGGUGACCAGCGCUGUGGCCAACAAACUUGCCUCAAACGACGACCUGCUAUUGGUCCACCUCAGCUCCGCAGGCGAGAAGCAGAUGCUGAAGCCCAAUGAUGUGUCAGUAUUCUCCUCUCUGAGCAUCAAUGGGCGUAUGUUCGCCUGUCCCCGGGACCAGCUCAAUGCUCUGACCCCUCUCCCAGACCAGGAGGGGCCCUCAGCUGGGUCCAUGUCCAGUUUUGAGCUGAUGAGUUCUAAAGACCUGGCCUAUCAGAUGACCCUGUACGACUGGGAACUCUUCAGCUGUGUUCACGAGCAUGAGUUGUUGUACCACACGUUUGGCCGUCAGAGCUUCAGGAGAACCACAGCCAACCUGGACCUGUUUCUACGCAGGUUCAACCAGGUGCAGCUGUGGGUGGUGACGGAGGUGUGUCUGUGUGGUCAGCUUAGCAAACGGGUUCAGCUGCUCAAGAAGUUCAUCAAAAUCGCUGCUCACUGUCGGGAGUUUAAGAACCUGAACUCGUUCUUUGCCAUCAUCAUGGGUAUGAGCAACCCUGCAGUCAGCCGACUCGCUCAGACCUGGGAGAAACUCCCCAGCAAGUUCAAGAAGUUUUAUGCUGAGUUUGAGAGCAUGAUGGACCCGUCCAGGAACCACCGGGCAUACCGGCUGACCGUCACCAAAAUAGAGCCGCCAAUCAUCCCCUUCAUGCCCCUCCUCCUCAAAGACAUGACUUUUAGUCACGAGGGCAACAAGACAUUCAUAGACAACAUGGUCAACUUUGAGAAGAUGCGGGUGAUCGCAAACACCAUCCGGGCGGUGAGACACUGCAGGAGUCAGCCGUUCAACCCUGAGGUGUGUCAGCCCAAUAAGAACCAUGCUGAGGUGAGGGGUUAUGUCAGGAAGCUGUGUGUGAUUGACAAACAACGGACCCUGACAACAUUCUCUUAUAGGCUAGAGCCCCGCAGAACCUGAGCCUGCCCACCAUGCAGUUGUUACCCUCUAUGACAUCAUACAGAGCCUCUGUGUAAGAUCAAGUAACCUUCAUUGCUAUGACAUCAAAUGGCUUCACUGGGCCUCUGACAUCAUAUGGAACAGUCAGAUGUCUAUGACAUCACAUGGCAUUUUUAGCCCUCUAUGACAUCACACAGAACCAUCAGCCCUCUGUGAAAUCAUACAGAACACUUUGCCCUCUGUGACAUCAUAGUGAACCCUCAGCUCCUCUGUGACAUCACAUAGAAGAGAUAUGAUUUAGAGAUAAGAGACUCUUGAUUUCUCUGUUACGUGUAAGGUUACUCUAAAUGGAGAUAGAAAAAAGUAUUUAAAAAGAAACUGAAAAAAGUUACAACUAGAGGUUUUAAGUCUUAUUUACAUAUUAUUAUGUCCCUUACUUUGAGUAGAUGUAAAACAUAAGACAAAGUAUGUUACAAAUACCAAGAUCUUUACAUAAAGUAAUAUAGAGAAGGAAAAGCUCUAGCUUUGUUACGCAGUGUUCUGAAAAUUGUCCUAAAGUUGUUAUUAAUUUUUGCAUUAAAGCACAACUCAUGUAGCGUAUUGUUAUUCAAUUCAAAUCAGUCAUUUUUCUCAGUUGUGUUUUCUUCAUGUACUUUUUGUAAAUGUGGGUUCUAUACUGUAUAUUUAACUUGGACUAGAACUUGUUUUACCUCAUCAUGAUGUCAGUGGGUUGAGAGCAUAUAGUCUGUCUGAACUGUAAAUAAAAAUAUCUAAUCAAAACAUCA